Molecule: messenger RNA, 1644 nt
Organism: Ustilaginoidea virens
Lineage: Eukaryota; Fungi; Ascomycota; Sordariomycetes; Hypocreales; Clavicipitaceae
Exons: 2
Coding region: 1-1644 (547 amino acids)
Biological process (GO): proteolysis
Cellular component (GO): fungal-type vacuole
Molecular function (GO): serine-type carboxypeptidase activity
Source: RefSeq, a predicted model, not a curated record
AUGCGGCUGUCUACCUCGGCCCUCGUGCUCGGAGCCGCAUCGUCCGCCGUCGGCCUUGGGGACCAAAAGGUUCUUAGCAACCCGUCCAAGGCUGCCCUCGGCCUGGAUCUCGCCGAUGUUGGCAGCCUCGAUUUCGAUUCCUGGUCAGAGUCCCUGAAGAAGGCCUUUGGCGAGGCUUCCUCCGAGGCCAAGGCCAUCUGGGAUGAAGUCGCCAUGCUCGCCCCCGACGCUGUCGACGCCUUCAAGAAGCACGUCAUCAGCGCCAAGCCCAAAAAGAACUCUCGCAUUCCCGACAAGAAAUGGGACCAUGUCGUCAAAGGCGCCCAUGUACAGUCUAUAUGGGUCGACAACGAAGAGGGCGAGUCCCAUCGCAAGGUCGGCGGCAAGCUGGACAACUACAGUCUUCGCGCCAAGAAGGUCGACCCGGCCAAGCUACGUGUCGACAAGGUCAAGCAAUACAGCGGCUACCUCGACGAUGAGGAGAAUGACAAGCAUCUGUUUUACUGGUUCUUUGAAUCACGAAAUGACCCCAAGAAUGACCCUGUAGUCUUGUGGCUCAACGGUGGACCGGGCUGCUCAUCGCUCACUGGUCUCUUCAUGGAACUCGGCCCAGCUUCCAUCAACAAAAAGAUUGAGCUUGUCCACAACCCCUACUCGUGGAAUGCCAACGCAUCCGUCAUCUUCCUCGACCAGCCCGUCAACGUGGGUUACUCGUACAGCAGCGGAACGGUGAGCAACACUGUUGCUGCUGGCAAGGAUAUCUAUGCUCUCUUGACCCUCUUCUUCCACCAGUUCCCCGAGUACGCCAAGCAGGACUUCCACAUUGCCGGCGAGUCCUACGCUGGACACUACAUUCCCGUCUUCACGUCGGAAAUCCUGUCGCACAAGGAUCGCAACAUCAACCUCAAGAGCGUGCUUAUCGGAAACGGUUUGACCGACCCCUAUACCCAGUACGAACACUACCGCCCCAUGGCCUGCGGUGAUGGUGGCUACCCUGCUGUUCUCGGAGAGAGCGAGUGCCGCGGCCUGGACAACUCUCUGGCGCGAUGUCAGUCUUUGAUCAGCUCUUGCUACAACUCGGAGAGCGUCUGGACGUGCGUUCCUGCCAGCAUCUACUGCAACAAUGCCAUUAUCGGCCCUUACCAGCGAACUGGCCGCAACCCCUACGACGUUCGCCGUGACUGCACGGGCGGAAACCUUUGCUACGACGAGCUCGGCUACAUUACCGAAUGGCUGAACCGACCCGAGGUUCUCGAGGCCCUCGGGGUCGAGGUGGACAGCUACGACAGCUGCAACUUUGACAUCAAUCGCAACUUCCUCCUGCAGGGCGACUGGAUGAAGCCCUACCACAACCUGAUUCCCAAGAUACUCGACGAGAUUCCGGUUUUGAUCUACGCCGGAGACGCCGACUUUAUCUGCAACUGGCUUGGCAACCGGGCUUGGACCGACAAGCUUGAGUGGUCUGGUCAUGAAGGCUUCUCCAAGGCCAAGAGCGAGCGUGUCAAGGAUUAUGGAAAGAUGAAGUCGCACGGCAACCUGUCGUUCCUUCAGAUCUACAGGGCUGGCCAUAUGACGCCCUUUGACCAGCCCGAGGCUUCCCUCGAUUUCCUCAACCGCUGGCUUUCCGGCAGCCUCAAGGCAUAA